AUGUCUACCACCAGUUCGCAGUACAGGAAUGCCGCCCAAACUCCCUCGCACUACCAGGACUUCCCCACAAGCAACCACGACCCUUUGUAUGGCUUGGGCGCAUGGCAGCAGCAUCAUGCUUCCAGCCACGACUCGUAUGCUGCCGGCCCGUCAACGGCGCAAUUCCUACAGUACCCGGCAGUCGGAGUAGACUCCGCUGGUACGCAUCCGCAGUCUGCUCCAACGGCUUGGACUGGUUACGUCAGACAGGCACCUCUGGAGUGGCAGCACGCUGGACCUGAGCAGAACUACACGACGCGCUCGACCGUCCCCUAUUGUGAUGCUGAGGGGAGCGCGUCCGUGCCGCACCAAAUUCCCACAAUCCCGCGCCACUAUCAGCACCAACACCAGUACCAGCACCAGCCAGCGCUGGAUCUGGGGCACGCAUUACCCUUGGCUUCGCAGGAUCACGUCUUUCGCAGUACAGAGCGCUUUAACGAGCUGCGCGUUUCGUCAUCCCCCGCCAAUACGGUAGACCCACCGUACUCGAAUCAUGCUCAGAAGCUACCUCCAGUCCCACGACUCUCGCAUUCACAGCCGCAGACUGUUCUGUUGCACACGAACCACGCGCCACAGGUACCAUUGCAGCAUGAUGUCGCGUGGGAAGCACAUCAGCAGUACUCUGGUCAUGUUGGCGACGCUGUUACCACCCGAGCUCCAGAUACGAGGCACCAUAGCACAUCUACUAUCCCUUGGCCCAUGAACCCCGUCGAAACUUCCAAUGCGCCUGCUGUUUACGAGCCUCCUCAGACCAUGUCGCGGGAAUGGGCCGUCGCUGAAGCACCACCUGAUCAUGAACUUUACGCACGGCAACCGGUCCCAGUCGAUCAGACAACCACCCAUUUGUUGGCUCAGCAUAGACCACCGCCAAAGAAGAAAGCAGCCAAGGUUCCUUCGUCCUUCGUCGAGCGCCAGGAGAAGCUGAAGGUGUCCAAGCGGAAGGGCCCUCUCCAGGAAAGGCAGAGGGAGAAGACCCACACCAUGCGCAAGACCAAGCGUAUAUGCGUUCGUUGUAGAUUCUACAAAUCAGGGUGUGACGAAGGAGAUCCGUGUGAAAAGUGUGAGAAGAUCACAGGCCACGCCCGGUCCUUUCGCGAGCCCUGUUACAGGGAGCAUCUCGAAGACACUAGUCUUAUACGUCGUUGCAAUGGCCGCGAGCACCAAGAGGAAGCCGAGUUCCUUGGUUACGACUGGAUACACAACAGUCAACUCUACGAGAUGGAGAUCAUCUGGAACCUCCCCGGCUACGGUCCUAUACCGAACGCACAGCCUAUGCGUAUCGCCUUCCGGCCUUAUAGCCCAACGCGCGGCCCGCUUGAUGUCGCGACGUCCGUCUGGUCCAACCGGGAUGGACAGGUUCCGUCUGUCGAACAACCGGCCUACGCCAUAUACGAUACUGCGAAUCUCGUCCAGGCUUACGAACGCUACUUCUCCAGCCUUCAACCCGCGAUUGAGGAGUGGAUAUUUGCUCGCAUUCGGCAGGACGAAGUCGCCUAUCAUACCUACCAGGAGGUGGUACGCAUGCGAAGACUAAGUGGAAGCAAAGCCCUCGAUCUCGCUAUGCGACUCCAAUGUCUCUCCGUCGUUUCCCAGGGAUACGGUUCCGUCUUCUCGGAGAACAUACCUGGCAUACGCGAGUACGAUUAUCGCCGACUUGGCCGUAGCGACUACGAAGCCUACGACCGCAACUCAUGCGACCGCCCACUCCCUGGCGCCAUAACCCACCAAAUGGAUGUCGCGGCUGUGAAAUACCUUCGCAAGCUGGAAAAGCUUUUCGUCAAGGAACUAGUGGCGCUGAUUUUCAGGCCCAGGAUCAAGCCUUGGUAUGAGCUCUUUUUGGCAUUCUAUGUCAUCUUCUGGAAUCUCGAGUACAUCCAUCACGGUGCGCAAGACUACAUCAAGUCAAAGAAUGGCACAUUGCUCGAGAACCAGGUCAGCAACGUGGUGACCACUCAGAUCAAGAAGUGGGAAUUCGCUUUUCCAGUGCUGCUGUACCAUUGGCGCUGCAUUCUUCGGGGCUACUCCCCGUUCAAACUAGCACGCGACAACCCGGACGAGCUCCGGGAGCGAGGGCAUAUUGAUGCAGAAGGAUUCGCAUAUGUCACAGCCAUUGCCAAUCUAUUUGACCGAAAUAAGCCCGAUCGCUUCCAGCCGCCGCUUACCGGGUUUGCCGCAACGCACUGGUCCACCUCUAGUCAAUGGAUCGUAAAGCUUUUCAAGGAAGCUGGAGCGUAA
Messenger RNA from Alternaria conjuncta, 2274 nucleotides. RefSeq lists its product as uncharacterized. Gene Ontology annotation, molecular function: DNA-binding transcription factor activity, RNA polymerase II-specific; zinc ion binding. The record is from RefSeq and is a predicted model, not a curated record. Gene Ontology annotation, biological process: regulation of DNA-templated transcription. The coding region runs from base 1 to 2274 and encodes 757 amino acids. The transcript is spliced from 6 exons. NCBI's taxonomy places the organism in Eukaryota, Fungi, Ascomycota, Dothideomycetes, Pleosporales, Pleosporaceae.